Molecule: messenger RNA, 808 nt
Organism: Heterocephalus glaber (naked mole-rat)
Lineage: Eukaryota; Metazoa; Chordata; Mammalia; Rodentia; Bathyergidae
Gene: Dppa3
Product: developmental pluripotency associated 3
Biological process (GO): epigenetic programing of female pronucleus
Cellular component (GO): nucleus
Source: RefSeq, a predicted model, not a curated record
UGGAAGGCGGGCUUACCUGGGGUUUAAAAGGAGCCCCUAGGGGUUUGGGGACGACCGGUUUCUCCCGCAGUCUUCGGCCCCUGGGCUCAGAGUCGGCCUGGGACGCUGAAGCUUCUCCCGGUCAUGCUGGAUCGAGGCCGGGACGGGUCCUCCCUGCAGCCCAUGGAGCCCUCCCCACAGCCCAUGGAGCCCGUGCCCAUGGCCGAGGAGGCGGCGGCCGUACAGCGGGACGAAGAGAGCUCCCAAACGCUGCUCAGGGACUUCCGAAACUUGACUCUCAACGCUGCCGAGCAGCGCCCUUCCCCUCCACCCACGGGGUCUCCUCGGGGCAGCAGGGACAGUGACCAACGGCGCAGCCCAAGCCUGGGGCUGGCGGCCCCCCGCGUCCGCAGACGCGGAGUGCGAACCGUGCUGUCCGUGCGCAGGGAGCGCAUGGCACGCAUGCUCACGAACGCCCGGCGGUUCGUGCAGGCUUUCCGAAACGAGCGUCUGAAGGGAGCGAAGGAUGAACCAAGAAGCAUGCCCUUCAAGUGCGUCUGCAGCUUCUGCGUCUCUCACGCAUGGGACCCUUUGGAGAACACUAGAAUAGGGAGUGAUUACAACACAGAGUCAGUGUAGGUGCAAGUCUUAGACAUCUGUGGGAUGAAUGAUGACAAUGUGCUUUGACUUUAUUUGACCCAGCAAGGCUCCAGUAGGUCUCAAGUCUCAGUAUUUUAAAGCCUGAAAUCUAUGAUGAAUGCCAAGGGUAGGCAGAUUUUUCUAGUUCUUACAAAUCUGAGUUGCAAUAAAAGGAAAUUGUGAUGUAACA